This is a messenger RNA of Paecilomyces variotii, 2425 nucleotides long. RefSeq lists its product as hypothetical. Lineage: Eukaryota; Fungi; Ascomycota; Eurotiomycetes; Eurotiales; Thermoascaceae. The transcript has a single exon. The record is from RefSeq and is a predicted model, not a curated record. Bases 168 to 2288 code for a protein of 706 amino acids.
CGCACGGGCCUCGGACGCGCUCGACGCGUCUUUGAUUAUCCACCAAGUCAGUCAACUUGGAUGCCUUGGGUUUCCGGUUCGGUUCGGUUUAUUCGGUUUUCGGUUUGGGUUUUCAAUCAUGAUCAUAAACCAUUCUGCCGCAAAUCGACUAGGAAGAUUCAUCAGAUAUGGUUAGAGGCGACAAGCAAAAGGGCCAUCCCGACAGCUCAUUGCAACAACCCCGGACACCUGCCAAUCCAACUACUCGACGUGAAGGGGCAUCCGUACGAGCUGCUACAACAACAAAGGCGAAGAAAAGGACGCAGAGCCCGUCGGUUUCAGUUCAAUCUAGCUCCAGAUCAAGAAAAUCGGAUGUUGAGACGGACUGGAGGCAACAACCCACUCUGACACAGAUCGACUUUGUGACAAGGACGCUUGGUUCCGGACCACAUGAAGAGCUUGACUACAUUCAGGACAAUGACGACAAGCAAGCUGCGCAGAAGGAACGCGAGGUUAUAGAACUAGAUGAUGAUUCUGAUGGUGGCGAUGCGACAUUCCGACCAACUUCGCUUCCUCGAGUGCGGCGGGCCCGCGCUAUUCGAUUCGAUGAUGAAGUUAGAAGUACCUCUGGUCAGAGCAGGUCUCGGGCGAAGAGUACCAGUGGACAUGCGGAAAAACGUGGGAAGAAGGGGAAAAGCAGCACAAAGGGCAGUAGCAAGAGCAAGCAUCCUGGGAAAAGCAAUUUGAAACCUGGGAAAAAGGACAAGACUCUGACCCAAAUGGACUUCGUCCGUCGCUUUUGCGUGAUUGACUCGUCGGAUGAUGACCUGAAUCUCAACUAUAUUGGCGACAAUGCGAGGGAGAAUACUGACGCGGCAGCCUCCAAGUUGAACGCUGAUGAUGUUGCUGCCACGCCAAAAAAUGAGGAGCUAUCCCACGAUGGACCGCCGGAGAAGAAGAGGAAACUGAACAACGGUUCUAAUGUCUCAGCUGACAGCUGUAUGGUUCUGGUCCCUAUGCAGGGUAACGAGGCAAGGAGCUCUCAGAAGGACUUAUUCCCUGCCCCAGUAACUCCGCAGAAGCCGCGGAGGACAGAGAUACCGUCCUCCCAGUCUCCUGAGAGUCCUGGAUUUGCGGUUAUUUCAUCAUCCCAGUUCACCAAAGCUACAACCACACGGUCACCCCUCAAACUUAUGUCGCCUAAUAGUACCAAUAGUCCAUCGAAAGCGAGACAGAGUCCAUACCAUUACACACUGAAAGUCUCUCAGAGCCCGGAUGGUGUCUCGCUACAGCGAAAAACCAGAAUAGAGUCUACUGCCCCAGAUGACGCUGCAUCUCAUUCUCUUCUGCAUUCGGAAAAGGAGCAGACGGGUCUUAAGGUAUCUCCGUCGAAGCCUAAAAUCGAACAGAAGAGCCAGCAAGCUGUGUUCGAAGAGGAGCUGUCUGCCACCCAACCGCAAGAAGAACCCGAUGGUGGUGCUGAAAACAACACGCCCAGAGCUACUGGAAAGGCAGUCAUCUACGAAACGGAUGCGGAAACAGACUAUAGUGACUUGGAAGAAGAUACUAUGUUGCAAGUCUCUCACUCAGAACAUACAACGGCCGAAGAUGAAGAGCAACGCAAUGCUGGAGACAAUGAGCUGAACCCCGACAUCUUUAACUCCGACGAUCUACUGGCCCCGCCAGUUCCGAAUUCUGGCACCGACCUUGAAGGAGGAGAUACGCAUAUUUCCGACUUCGACGUCUCGUCGCAGGCAUCGAUAUACUAUAAAAGGCAACCACGCAGCACACAAUUUCCUGAAGGGCCGGUCCCAAUCCUUAAUACACAAAAACUGACUGAGCUGUUUCCUCGGUAUGACAGUACUCAACUGGCUAGCGUGCCAGUAUCUCCACUGCCACCAUCACCAGCACAGGAUAGCGUUCUCCAACAUUCUUCGCCCCAGACACCUAAGCAAAUGUUCACUCAAACACAGACCCAAACUCAGAGUCAGAGUCAGAGUGAGCAACGCCGAGUGUCCUCGACGCAACUGAUCCCGGAGUCGUCUCCGUUGGUUCCGUGUACGGAUGUGAGAAACUUUACGAAUAAUACAGAGUCUCAGUCUGACCAUCCAGUUGUCCUUGUGGAGUCAUCGCAGCCCGUGGACAAACACCAGAGACUUGCCGAUUCCAACCACGCGACGAGCCAGAAAGGAAUAAUACCUGCGAGUCGCUGGCUGACGGACAGUGUGAUGGAAAGUAUACCCCCUCCACCACUGUGGAUGUCGAGCCAAGACAGUGUUGGGGAACCAUACAGUUUACCUGAAAGCUAGCGUGCAGCUGCUCUAAGCGCGGGUGUUUAAACCAUUUGGGGAUAUAUAAACAGGAAGUGCAGAAUGCCUCUCUAUAUACAUGCCCUACCAAGUCGCACGACUGCAGUUAUGCAUAGCUGUUACUACAGUUUUUCCAA